AUGAAAAUCGCUGAUUCCUUUGAGAAAUACCAGUCAAAAGCAAAUUUGGCUGCUGAAAAGAAAAGAACUGAAAGUGUUGAAGCUGAAAAGAAAAGGAAAGAAAAGCUUGCUGCCAAGGCCACUCCUAAAGUAAUGGAAAUAACUGACGAAGAAGCAAAAGUAAUUGAAGAUGAAGAAAAAAAGAGAAAAGAAGAUGAAGAAAUAGCUCUAUCAAAACCAAUUACAGAAACCGAAGGCGAAGAUGAGGAACAAGAUAAAGGAAAACUUAUGCCCAAUGCGGGAAAUGGUGCUGACCUUGAGAAUUACAGGUGGACACAAACUCUCCAAGAGUUGGAAGUCUUUAUCGGGACAUUUGAUCUGCUGACACUGCCGGAAGAAGUUAGGAGACUGAUGAGCUCCACCAAAAAUAUAAGAGUUCCUCUUAAGACUACUUUUAAUGUCAAGUCAAGGGACUUGGUGGUAGACCUUGGGAAGACACAUCUGAAAAUAGGGCUGAAAGGGCAUGAUCCAAUUGUGGACGGCGAAUUAGAGCAUGAAAUCAAAAUUGAAGAAUCAACCUGGGUCAUUGAGGAUGGCAAGACUCUAUUUUUAACUGUUGAGAAGGUAAAUAAAAUGGAAUGGUGGUCAAGGCUGUUAGCAACGGAUCCUGAAAUAGCUACCCGAAAAAUUAAUCCUGAACCAUCAAAGUUAUCCGAUUUGGAUGGUGAAACUAGGGGUCUGGUUGAAAAAAUGAUGUAUGACCAAAGACAACGUGAGCUUGGACUUCCAACCUCUGAUGAGCAAAAGAAAAAAGACAUGCUCAAAAAAUUCAUGGAACAGCACCCAGAAAUGGAUUUCUCAAAGUGUAAAUUCUCAUAAUUUGUACCAUUUUAUCUCAAAACUCCAAUCUAGAGCCUACUUGAACACCCAUUCCGUUAUUUAAUGUGCUCAUGAUGUUCGAUUGGUUAUUCAGUUAUUAAUAAAUAAAUGUAUUACAAAAAUGUGUCCAUCAGUUAUUUAAUUAAUUUUUUUGUUCAUGGAAAACGAAAUGCACACAUACAUUGCUAAUUCUUAUUUUACCCUUCUUUAUUUUUUGUAAGUUGAUAUUUAUUUAAUAAAACAAAAUAACUAAAUUCUCUGGCUUAUUUC
This is a messenger RNA of Nezara viridula (southern green stink bug), 1128 nucleotides long. The record is from the annotation of a GenBank genome assembly. NCBI's taxonomy places the organism in Eukaryota, Metazoa, Arthropoda, Insecta, Hemiptera, Pentatomidae.